Molecule: messenger RNA, 1890 nt
Organism: Metschnikowia bicuspidata var. bicuspidata NRRL YB-4993
Lineage: Eukaryota; Fungi; Ascomycota; Pichiomycetes; Serinales; Metschnikowiaceae
Gene: ECM39
Product: dolichyl-P-Man:Man(7)GlcNAc(2)-PP-dolichol alpha-1,6-mannosyltransferase
Exons: 1
Coding region: 1-1890 (629 amino acids)
Biological process (GO): protein N-linked glycosylation
Cellular component (GO): endoplasmic reticulum membrane
Molecular function (GO): alpha-1,6-mannosyltransferase activity
Source: RefSeq, a predicted model, not a curated record
AUGUCCCAAAAGUACAUAAUCCUAGCGGACCUCGCGUUGGCGGCCAUCGUGGGCGCCCACCUUGUCCUCGCGCCUUACACCAAAGUCGAGGAGUCAUUCAACAUCCAGGCCGUUCACGACAUGCUCAACUACGGCGUGUUCCCCGCACUGGUCCUCGACAAGUUCGACCACAAAACGUUCCCGGGCGUCGUGCCCCGCACGUUCGUCGGCAGCGUGGCCGUUGCCGCGCUGGUGAAAGUCCUUGACUUGUUGUCCGUGCUCGUGACAGGCGCCUCGUUUGUGGCCGACGGCAAAACCGGCCAGUUGCACGUGCAAAUGGCCGCCCGCGCCGUGGUGGCCGCCGCCAACGUCUGGGGCUUCCGCCGCUUGCGGCAAAGCCUUGCUGCCGUGCUGCCUGGAAAACCGGCCGGGCCGCUUUUCUACUCCGCAAUGCUCUUGGCGCAGUUCCACGUGGUGUUCUACGCGUCGCGCAUGUUGCCCAAUUUCGUGGCCAUGCCGCUUGUCAACUUGGGCCUCGCCAAACUCGUGUCCGGCGAUCUCCGCGGCUUGACGUGGCUCGCGUUUGUGGGCGUGGUGUUCCGCCUCGAGGUGGGGGUGCUUGCCUCCAUCGUGGCGCUCGUGUCGUCCUUGGUGUUCGGCCAGUCGAACGUACUCCAGGGCUUUUCCAUGCUUGCCGCGGGCUCGGUGGUGGGGCUCGCCUUGACCUACUCGGCAGACCUGUAUUUCUGGGGCUCGCCCACCUUCCCGGAGCUCCAGGCGUUCGUCUUCAACGUGGUGCACGGCAAAUCCGCGGAGUGGGGCGUCGAGCCGUUCUCCGCGUACUUCACCAAGUACAUCGCCAACUUUUUCAGGCCGCCGCAUGUGCUCGUGCUCGCGGUGCUUGGUCUCUUGCGUGACCCGGCCCGUGCUUCCGGAAAGGCCGUGGCUGGCUCUGGCGCAACAGGCCCCAGUCCGGCAAGAAACUCCUUGAGGAUCUUGGCCGUUUCGGCGCUCUUGUUUGUCCUGGCCAUGUCCCUCCAGCCCCACAAGGAGUGGCGCUUUGUCAUCUACGUUGUGCCCAUCUUGACGCUCUUGGCGGGCAACGGCUUUGCCCAUUUAUGGUACAAGCCUUCGGCCCUGUACGCGCACAAGCUCCUCGUGCUCUUAGUCAUGGGAAGCACGUUGGCCUCGCUCUUCAUCUCCUCAUUCAUGGCGUACGCCUCCAGCUUCAAUUACCCGGGAGGGGCGGCCAUCCACUAUGUGAACCAGCUUGUCUCGGAAGUACCGGCACACACCCAGGUCACCGUGCACAUGGACGUGCCCGCGUGCAUGACUGGCAUCACGCGCUUCACCGAGCUCCACCGGGCCAACAUUGUGUUUGACAAGACGGAAACAGAGCACGCGUUGGCCAGGAUCUGGAACAGCGUGGACUACUUGAUCUCCCACAGGAACAUGGACGAGCCGCACGUGUCGGACUUGGUCAUCUACGACGCAAGCCAUUGGAUCCGCCUCCACCUGGUGCCUGCCUUCGUGGGCAUUGAUGUCCAGGGCGUGGUGCGCAGCGUCCAGCUUCUCGUGGGCAACCCGAAGUUCAGGUCGCAGGUCGCCGCGUCUGCGUGGGCGGAGUUGAAAGUCGGCAAGUUCACAACGCUUGCUGCCUUGGUCGAUCGUUCCAUCGUGUUAAGAGACUACUUGCACAUAUACAAACGCACGGCCCCGGACCCCAUGCCCGCCAUUCUCGAAUUGGAUCCCGAGAAAGAAGAAUUGGAAGCCGAGCAACUCUUGAUGAAAGAGUACGAAGAGCAGCUCGCAAACCAAAUCGAUCCUCAAGAUAUCCGUGAGUCUGUCAACGAGCAGAUCGACGAUCUCGAGGACGCUGUGAACGCUAGGCACGACACAGACGAGCUCUGA